UCCAGAUCUGCCUUUAGGUGAAGAAUUCUAUAAAAUGAGUCAGUAAAACUCGAGAGAAGUUAUCAGAGCUUCACACACCUGCUGAGAACAUGAAGAUGAGUCGUGUGUUUCUGGUCCUGGGCUUCGUCCUGAUCAUGGCGCUUUACUCAGACGCUCAGCCUUUUGGCCCACAGUCUGAGAUCUGCUGUUUCAACUUCUAUCCUGGCAAAAUUCCUGCCGAAAACAUUGUGGAUGUUAAAAAGACAGGAUCAGACUGUCCAAAGCAAGGCUUCAUUGUUACUACUGUUAAUUCCCCCGGUCUGUGUGUUCGUGAAGUCACUGUCAAAGGACAAGAAACUUAAUGCUGCAACUGAGAUGCAAUACACAUGCACACACACACACACACACACACACACAUACACACACUUGCUUCAUAAAGUUCAAGCUUUAGCCAUUUUCUGACCAUUUUUAACAAUGCUUAAUGAUGUCAUUGUUGCUUAUUGCAGUGCAGAUUCAAAUAAAGUUAUC
This is a messenger RNA of Hemibagrus wyckioides, 507 nucleotides long. Its product is annotated as C-C motif chemokine 18-like. The record is from RefSeq and is a predicted model, not a curated record. Gene Ontology annotation, molecular function: chemokine activity. Bases 90 to 341 code for a protein of 83 amino acids. NCBI's taxonomy places the organism in Eukaryota, Metazoa, Chordata, Actinopteri, Siluriformes, Bagridae. Gene Ontology annotation, cellular component: extracellular region. Gene Ontology annotation, biological process: immune response. The transcript is spliced from 3 exons.